Messenger RNA from Saitoella complicata NRRL Y-17804, 876 nucleotides. RefSeq names its product GTP-binding protein ypt4. Gene Ontology annotation, cellular component: endosome. Bases 1 to 876 code for a protein of 291 amino acids. Gene Ontology annotation, molecular function: GTP binding; GTPase activity. The record is from RefSeq and is a predicted model, not a curated record. NCBI's taxonomy places the organism in Eukaryota, Fungi, Ascomycota, Saitoellomycetes, Saitoellales, Saitoellaceae. Gene Ontology annotation, biological process: regulation of endocytosis. The transcript is spliced from 2 exons.
AUGCCAAGACGACGAACCACCUCCCUCUCCUCCGUACACUCCCAGACAUCGACCGCGCUGUCAACCCUGAACCCCCGAUCUGGGAACGAUGCUCUAUUACCAAACCGAACAACAACAACAGCAGCACCACCAGAUCAAGAACUCGACACUCUCUAUGACUACCUCGUCAAAUUCAUCAUGAUCGGUCCCUCCGGCUGCGGAAAAUCCUGCCUCCUCCACCGCUUUACACGCGGCGAAUGGCUAGAACUAACCUCGCACACAAUCGGUGUCUCACUGAGUUCUAAAAUCGUGAGUGUCGGCGCGGGACCUCGACGGAAGAGGUUGAAGUUACAGUUGUGGGAUACGGCGGGACAGGAGCGGUUUAGGGCCGUCACGAGGAGUUAUUAUCGCGCGGCGGCGUGUGCGAUGUUGGUUUUUAGUUUGGGGAGUAGGGAGAGUUUCGAGGCCCUACCGACAUGGCUCACAGACACCAAGGCCUUGGCGAGUUCGAAUGUCUGUAUCGUCCUCAUCGGAAACAAAGCCGACGUGGACGCCUCCACCGACCCCGCAGAAGGUCGGAGAGAGGUUUCGUCAGCUGAAGCACAAGCGUGGGCAACGAAACACUCGCUACCGUAUCUAGAGGUUUCGGCACGGUCAGACCUAAAUGUCAACGAAGCUUUCAUGCGUCCCGUCCGCGAGCUACUCACCCGCGUCGAACUGGGCGAAAUUCGACCAGAGGAUGCGGGGAGUGGGGUACAGUAUGGGGAUGCGGGGUGGAGGGGGAGGAGGAUGAGGGGGACGAGUGUGGCGAGUUGGUGGGGUGGGGGGCAAGAUUGGGAACAGCCGUUUCGGUUGCAGCAACAGAAGAUGUCGGGGAGGUGGGGGUGUUGUGGGUGA